Molecule: messenger RNA, 1056 nt
Organism: Eupeodes corollae
Lineage: Eukaryota; Metazoa; Arthropoda; Insecta; Diptera; Syrphidae
Product: rh5-interacting protein-like
Exons: 4
Coding region: 1-1056 (351 amino acids)
Source: RefSeq, a predicted model, not a curated record
AUGAACUAUAAGGACACUUCAUCCAGUGAUCCUAAGGUAAUUGUUGGUUGGUUCGCCGAUAAUUUUCAAAGCAUUUAUAAAUCUUCAAAUCUACUUGUGGGAAAUAACUUUGAUGCUAGUAGUUUAUCGCCAAUAACUGACUGUUGUUAUAUGUAUGUUGAUCAUGAUGAGGUGAUAAAUGCUCUUCGAAGUGGUGAGUUUUUGGAUGAUUGGAAAACUUCUUAUGUCAAUCCCGUUUAUAAGUCAGAAAGACUUCUAAUGGACAUUCACAAAACUCUAUUAAAAGCCAGCAAGAUGAUUUCAAAGAUCUUUCUCCUUAUUGGAGUCAUUACAGUCGUUCAGGGAACAAUUUUAUGUCCUCUUUUUGAGCUACCAUCACUUUUCGAUUGCGAUGAUAAUUGUUCAGGCGUUAGCAGAAAAUGUGUCCCUGGCUUAGAGUGCACCUGUAUCAUAGGUUACAAACGGGACAAGACGGGUAAAUGCGUCCCACAAAAUAAAUGCUGUACUGAAAAGAAUGAAGAAUAUUGCACAACGGGAACCGAACGGACUUGUGACGACGUUAUAAAUCCAAGGACUGUUAUUAUCCCUCCAAUUAAACCAGGCAGAUGCAUGUGUAAAAAGGGAACAGCUCGAAAUAACGAGGGAAAAUGCGUUCUUGAGAAAAACUGUCCCAAAUGUACGGGAGCAAAUGAAGUUUUUAAAACUAAAGGAUGUGACACCAAAUGCAAUCUUAAAGGAAUCGAUCCUAUUGAGUGUGUUCAUCGUAAGAAUGGAUGUUAUUGCAAAAAGGGUUAUGUCAGGCAAAAUGAUAUCGAUAAAGAUUGUAUCCGUCAAACUGAGUGCAAGUGUAAUUCGGAAAAUGAAUGUUAUUUGAUCAAUGGAGGCUGUGAGAAGGAUUGCAGGGGAAAUAAUUGCCAUACGUGUCCAGGACGAGCUGGAUGCUACUGUGAGAAGAAUUAUGUAAGAGACUUGAGAGACGAUAAAUGUAUUUUGAAAAAACAUUGCAUGAAAGAGUGUCCUGCAAGGCAGAGGUUGUUGGCGAUCGUUCGUAAAUAA